AUGUUGUGUGGAUUUGGUCGGCGACGUUUUCGUAAUCGUUUUGUCGCAUUUUUAACCGCCAUGGUAACUUUCUCAAUAGUAUCAUUUAUACUUUCUUACAAUCCAAAAAUAACAACAAAUGAAAGAAAUAUAACAAAUAUUGAAAAAUUGGGUUCACGUCUAUUUUGUGUGCUAGUACAUACAAAGCCAACACACGAAAAUUUUCUUAAUUUAACUAAUAUAACAUGGACUAAAGGUUGUCAUAAAAUUAUUGUUGUCAGACAUAAACAAUUGUCAACAUCUGAUAAUGACUUAAAUCCUGCUCAAAAACCAUAUCAUAUAGAUCUAUGGAAAAACAUUCUUGCUAGUAUUCGCCAAUCGAUACGUUUUUAUGAAUUUAUUUCAACUAAAGAUUCAAUGGUCAUUGUUCCUCCAUCCACAUUUGUCUUUCGAGAAAAGUUAGUAUCUCUUUUUGAGACUUCUACAAAGAAUUCUCAAUCGCCAUUCAUCAUUAUUUAUGAGCAAAAAGAUGCGCAUGCUUACAUUCUUAAUGGUCCAGCUUUGCAUCAUAUACGAAACACUAAAUUAAUCGAUUCAUGUUUACAACAAUCAUAUCCAGGUGCACGUGAAACAUACUUAUGGAAAUGUGUAAAAACUAAAUUACGCGAUCAACAAAAUGAUUCAAUAUGUGAAAAUAAUCAAUGUUUUAUUCAAUACCAUCGUAAUCCACUAACAAUUGCUGAUAUUAAAAAUGGAUUUUGUUUGCAGAGUAAUUUUCGUGAAUGUCAAUCAAUAACUUUAUUGUAUCCAGUAACAUUUAGUGACAUGAUAAUGUUAGAUUUUUUUAAAUAUAGAUUAAAACCAAAAGCUUGA
Messenger RNA from Rotaria socialis, 852 nucleotides. NCBI's taxonomy places the organism in Eukaryota, Metazoa, Rotifera, Eurotatoria, Philodinida, Philodinidae. The record is from the annotation of a GenBank genome assembly.